Molecule: messenger RNA, 1618 nt
Organism: Chara braunii
Lineage: Eukaryota; Viridiplantae; Streptophyta; Charophyceae; Charales; Characeae
Source: the annotation of a GenBank genome assembly
GUGCGCAGGUGAAGCUUUCGAUGGCGCUGGCGAAGCAGAUCUACCAGUCGCUUGUGAGGCACUUCACUGAUGAAGGUCCUCACGGCAAGGGCCCCAGCAAGGGGUCGAGGCACUGGCUAUUGUGAGACUCGGUUCGUGGGCAACAAGUCGGUCUUAGAGAAGCACUUUAUGAAAAAGUGCAGCAUUGAUCUUGUCACUCGGGCAUUGACAGCGGAGGAGAGGGUGAUGAGAGUCGAGGGCAUCCGGUUGGGGAAGCACCAGGCUAGUCAGCUCCUAGGUGCAACUGGUGGGAGUAGUGGUCUGAGCACAGGACCGUCUUCCAGCAGUUUCGUGCCUCCGUCAUCACCAAGAGAAAGGCCAAGUGAUGGUGAGACGCCCUCGCCUGCAGGAUCUGGGACAUGCUUCCCUCUUCCCCCUGGAAGUGGUGGACGGUCGGUGAGACAAACUUUGAUCGAGGAGGCGGACAGUAUCAUCACCCAUAACGAGCGAACGAGUCGAAAGAUGGAUCAGUUUCUGAUUUGCAUGAAUCAGCCAUUCAGCCUGGUGGAGAACUACUACUUCGUCGAUUUCCGCGAUGCUGUGAAGAAGUUCCAUCCUAAUUGGUGGCCUCGCAAGAGGGACGAGAUGAGGACGAAAAGGUUGGAUGGGCAGUUUAGUGCGGGGUCCAUUGUCGAUGUUGUGAUGGACAAUGCGAGGGUUUGCGCUAAAGCGGGGAAGAUGGUGGAGGCCAAGUACCCUGGUAUUUUUAGUGUGGGUUGCACAGCACAUGCCUUGGAUCUGGCCUUGGAGGACAUGUACAAGUGCAUGGAUUGGAUGAAAGCGGUCGUAGACAAGGGCAAUCAAGUUGGUAAGUUCUUCACAAAAGUCGACAAGGUCCGUGCGAUGUACAACAAAAUUGCGAAUGCGCAACUCAAGCGUCCGGCAGUCGCAAGAUUCGCGACUAACUUUAAGAUGCUUCAGUCGCUGAAGACAGGGAGGAAUCCAUCCGCGCUCUGUGUCGGCAACGCGGCGUGGGUGGAGAAGUUGGCGAGCUCGUCGGCUGCGUGCGAGCGAAAUUUGAGCUUGCACCAGCUCAUUUACGGCCAACGCCGCACGAAGCUCGUGCCGGAGAGAUUGAGCAAGCUGGUGUACAACAAUUGGAAUAUCCAAUUGGCGACGCGGACAGAGCGAGGGGACGAAGAAAAUCCGCGUCGUAGCCGGAAAAAGCAGUCUUCUUCGUCCUCAUCAUCAGCGUCCGAAGACAGUGCGCCGGAGAACAGCGAGGAGGAGGAGGAAAUGUCCCAGCACGGUAGUGGAGAGCCGGAUGGUAGUGGAGUGUCGGACGGAGAUGAGCCGGAGGAGGACCCGUCGCAGGCGGGGUCUCACGGGGAGGAACAGCCGAGGGGGGAGGACGAGUAGCCCUUAGCGAAAGAGUACCUUGAGGGCCGUGUGUCCGCUGUCCUUGCUUGCUUUUGUGUUCCUAAAAGUACAAACUUUGCAAACUUUGCUUUCGGGAUCUUGUAUCUGUGUGUGUGUGUGUGUGUGUGAAAUUGUGAAUGUGUGCUUUUGCUGUUUCAGCAGCUGCUGCUUGUGCUGCAGCUGGUGCUGUUGCAGGUAGCAAUGAAGCUGCUGUUUGUGC